AUGACGGGCGAGGACGUUAAUGAUGGGCCACUGCAGCUGACCCCGACCUCAUCGACCGCCGUGCCUCUCCCCGGCCGAGUGUCUGCAGUCCUGUCAGCUGCAGAGAAGUUUAAAGGGCAGCCAUCGUCCCCGGCCACCCACCCUGCCAUUAAUAAUGUUUUCAUCUGUGACAGUGACAAACCUGCAGUACUUGUGGAGAGUUUAUUAAGCCCGAAGCCAAAGCGCCAAAAUCCGAGGGAAGGCGAGGAGGGGGCGGUGGUGGAGGCGGCUGCGGGGCCCGGGCUCUGCUGCGCCUUCGCCUGCCUAAUCCCCUUUGCCAUUCGGCCCCCCGCGGCAGCCAAGGGGGCCCUGGAGGGUGCCGCGGGCUUCGCGCUCUCGCAGGUGGGCGACCUGGCUUUCCCCCGCUUUGAGAUCCCGGCACAGAGCCUUGCCCUGCCUGCGCACUACCUGGAGCGCUCCCCGGCCUGGUGGUACCCCUACACUCUGACCCCCGCCGGCGGCCACCUCCCGAGACCUGAAGCCUCGGAGAAGACCCUCUUGCGAGACUCCUCCCCCGCCUCCGGCACUGACCGCGACUCUCCGGAGCCGCUGCUCAAGACCGACCCGGAUCACAAGGAGCUGGACUCCAAAAGCCCGGACGAGAUCAUCCUGGAGGAGAGCGACUCUGAGGAAGGCAAGAAGGAGGCCGAGGCAGCGCCGGGCGCGGCCGGGGCGACUGGCGGGGCGGCAGCGGCGGCGACGCCGGGGACCGAGGACUGGAAGAAGGGCGCCGAGAGUCCGGAGAAGAAGCCCGCGUGCCGCAAGAAGAAGACGCGCACUGUCUUCUCGCGCAGCCAGGUCUUCCAGCUCGAGUCCACCUUCGACAUGAAGCGCUACCUGAGCAGCUCCGAGCGCGCUGGCCUGGCUGCGUCGCUGCACCUCACCGAGACGCAGGUCAAGAUCUGGUUCCAGAACCGUCGCAACAAGUGGAAGCGGCAGCUGGCGGCGGAGCUAGAGGCGGCCAACCUGAGCCACGCCGCCGCGCAGCGCAUCGUGCGAGUGCCCAUCCUCUACCACGAGAACUCAGCGGCGGGGGGCGCGGCGGCUGCGGCCGCGGGGGCCCCGGUGCCGGUCAGCCAGCCACUGCUCACGUUCCCGCACCCAGUCUACUACUCUCACCCGGUGGUCUCGUCCGUGCCGCUGCUUCGGCCAGUUUGAGGCCCAGGAGGGGCGGGGGAGGGAGCGCCCGGCCCCCUUCCCGGACCCCGGAGGAGACUGGGCCGGGUCGAGGGCGCCAAGACGUCCAGCGGCCUUCGGGAACUGGGGCUUCGCAGCGCCGCCCCGGCCUCCCC
Molecule: messenger RNA, 1331 nt
Organism: Tupaia belangeri chinensis (Chinese tree shrew)
Lineage: Eukaryota; Metazoa; Chordata; Mammalia; Scandentia; Tupaiidae
Gene: HMX3
Product: H6 family homeobox 3
Exons: 4
Coding region: 1-1197 (398 amino acids)
Biological process (GO): regulation of transcription by RNA polymerase II
Cellular component (GO): nucleus
Molecular function (GO): DNA-binding transcription factor activity, RNA polymerase II-specific; RNA polymerase II transcription regulatory region sequence-specific DNA binding
Source: RefSeq, a predicted model, not a curated record